AUGAGCGACAGUGACGAUUAUUUAGUCGAAGAGCCUGAGCUCGCCGCGGAUGACCCUAUGCGAACAUUUCUUCCUACGUCAUUCGGUACCAAGACAAAAGAAGCCAACAUACAGGAGCAGCUAGAGAGGAGCAGGCGAAAAGCAGCAGGUCCGCCACCCGAUAGGCCAAAAAAGAAGUCCGGCUCAGCAAGUGACAGCGACAGCGACAGCAACAGCGAUAGCGACGACGACAGCGACGAUGACGACGAAUACCCAGUCUCCCACGAGCUGGUGCUGAAGACGCACGAACGGGCUGUCACGAGCUUCACACUCGAUCCCACCGGCGGUCGCCUGGCCACGGCCUCGAUUGACGGAACAAUCAAUUUACACGACUUUGCGGCCAUGACGCCGACGACGCUGCGCGCCUUCAAGACUGUCGACCCAUGGGCCGCCAAGAAUGCUGCUGCCAGCGACGAGUCGCACCCGAUUCACCACAUUGAGUUCAACAGUUUGGCAGGGAACGCCUUCCUCUGCAUUUCGGCGCAUCCUCAGGCGAAGAUUAUCAGCCGCGAGGGAGAUAUCCUGACCGAGUUUGUCAAGGGAGACAUGUAUCUGCGGGACAUGAACAACACCAAGGGCCACAUCUCCGAAGUCACGACGGGGUACCUGGCAUCCGACAGAGAGGAAUCUAAGGAGGUCAUCGUCUUCAAAUCCAAGGCGCAGGGAUCAGCGGGUCGUACGCGCAUGACGGCUGUCGCAUGGGGUGCGCCGGCACAAGGGAACGGCAAUGUGCUGGUCGCAGCAGCGUACGACGGGACGCUGGUCAUGUACAGCGGCAACGGCCCAUUCUCGAGGCCAGCAGCCGAGGUACACGAGGCGCACAGGCCGAAUACCUGGACUGGCGGUAUUGACAUAUCGUCAGACGGACGGAUGGUCGUCACGCGAGGAGGCGACGACACCAUCAAGCUGUGGGACACCCGGAAGCUCAAGACGCCGCUGGUGACGGUCGAUCACCAGUCGACGUCGGACCAGUUCAACAUGACGAACAUCAAGUAUGCACCCAACUCAACGAGCAUCCUGACGGGCUCAGCGACAGGAGACCUGCACAUCUUAAACCCGGGGAACCUGCGACCGGAGCUCGUCACUCCGAUCACGCCGGGAUCGCCGCUGAUCACGGUGGAUUGGCACCCAAAGAUCAACCAAAUCAUUACGGGAUCGGCCAACGGUGAGACGCAUGUCUUGUUUGACCCGACGAGGUCCACGCGCGGUGCAGUCGACGUCAUGUCGCGCGCCCCGAAGAAGCGCCACAUUGACGACAACUCGGCGCUGACAAUGGACAUGUCGGCGGGUAUCUCGGGCGACUCGAUCGUGACACCAGGCGCCAUGAACAACAGCAGAAAGGCUGGACGAGGCAAAGAGGUCAUGCGGCCGGAGGCCCAACAGCAAACGCCGUUCAUGAAGAACCAACCCGAUUCGAAGCACAUUGCGGAGAACAUCCCACUGGCUCGCAUGCUGCAUGAGGAUCCCAGAGAGGCGUUGCUGAAAUAUGCCGAAGCCGCGCAGAAGGAUCCUCAGUUUACGGGUGCUUGGAAAGAUACGCAGCCGGUCACGCAGUAUGCCGAGUUGAGCGACGAUGAAGAGGAGGGGCCAGACAAGAAGAGGGCAAGGAGGUAA
Messenger RNA from Verticillium dahliae VdLs.17, 1653 nucleotides. RefSeq names its product WD repeat-containing protein. The transcript has 2 exons. Lineage: Eukaryota; Fungi; Ascomycota; Sordariomycetes; Glomerellales; Plectosphaerellaceae. The record is from RefSeq and is a predicted model, not a curated record. Gene Ontology annotation, cellular component: nucleus; site of double-strand break. Gene Ontology annotation, biological process: regulation of DNA double-strand break processing. Bases 1 to 1653 code for a protein of 550 amino acids. Gene Ontology annotation, molecular function: protein binding.